Messenger RNA from Striga asiatica, 822 nucleotides. The record is from the annotation of a GenBank genome assembly. NCBI's taxonomy places the organism in Eukaryota, Viridiplantae, Streptophyta, Magnoliopsida, Lamiales, Orobanchaceae.
AUGUCAGUUGCGGCCUUUAGCCGACGGAGAGGAGCGAGUUGGUCGAAAGUCCCAUCGGUCUCUAGUUCUUUGAGAACCGACAUCGUCCAGUCAUGCAGCGGCUUCACCAAGCGCUGCAGGAUAGGACUAGGGAUAGCGAACACUCGCACCUUACCCGCACCCUCCAGCUUCAACCCGAAAGGCCCCGCUUCCGGUCUCGUCUUGGUACUACUCCACCACACUGAUUGUGCGGGUAGGAGGAGAUUCUCAAUUAGAGACCUAAACAUCCUUGAGUCGAUGCUGCUUUUUGGGAUCGGACCGUCUCCACCAUCUGUGAGCAAGAACUCACGAGGUUCGUACAGCAUAGAAAAAAUAAACGACAGCAUCUCUGGUUUCCAUAGAGAAAUAAGAGCAGUGGCGUCUAAAGGUAGUGUAUGCCCCUUGCCCAGCUGGGUCGAGGUACCAUGCCUUCUCCUUGACAGAUGGAGUUCGAAUGAUGAGAAACCUGCCGGAUAUAACUCAAUCGAUGCGGUUCGUCCCCUUCCUCCAGCCCUUCCAGCGCUUCUGGAUGACCCUUCGUACCCGUAUUCAUCAUUCUACCUCCUCCAGGUCCGCGGAUCUCCCUUCCUUCUCCGAAAGAGAAGACUUCCCACUUUAGACAGGGCAAUUCCUUACUUUCACUUCAUAAUCUGUUGGGGCAAAAGAGUAGUCCCCCUUGGAAAUGUAAUAAAUAAUAGGCUGCUCCGAGCUCGAUCUGCUGUUCCGGCAAGCAGCCCUUUCGCUCGUUCCCUUGGGGCUUGGGCCAACCUGUUCCAUAUGAGCAGCAGGAGCAUAAAUACGUGA